Molecule: messenger RNA, 1117 nt
Organism: Plectropomus leopardus (leopard coralgrouper)
Lineage: Eukaryota; Metazoa; Chordata; Actinopteri; Perciformes; Serranidae
Source: RefSeq, a predicted model, not a curated record
UUCCUGCGCAGAGAGUUAGACAGGUGUGUUGAAGGGUUCGACUGGUCUACAGUGAGACAGGUGGACGCUGCAGGUCUGCUGAAGCUCUUCAUCAGAGAGCUGCCAACACCUUUGCUGACACACACACACCUGUCCACCUACUGCUCUGUGCUGGGUGUGUCCUCAGUGGUCCAUCAGGUCCAGGCUCUGCAGCUGCUGUCCCUGCUGCUUCCUGAGGAGAACCGAGACACGCUGCGAGCACUGCUGGUCUUCCUGCAGAAGGUGGUCUCUCACCAGGACCAGAACAGGAUGUCCCUGUGGAAUGUCUCCAUGGUGAUGGCGCCCAACCUGUUCACCUGCCCUCACCGCGGCAACAAGCGCUCCACAGCCAAUCAGCAGGAGGUGGAGGAGGCGGUGGGCGGAGCUCACCUGGUCCGCCUGAUGAUCACGCACCAGGACCUUCUGUGGACCGUCCCGAGCUUCCUGCUGUCUCAGGUGAGACAGAUGAACCAGGCGUCCAAUCAGAAACAGUUUGACCUGAGCAGGGCAAAAAGACGACUGCUGAGGAGGAAGAACGACAAGAUUGACGUGAACCAGAUCACGGAGCUGUGUGACGGUGUCAUCAGGGUCCACGCCCCCCUGCACGCCAAGGUCUCCAUGGCCCUACAGCUGGACGGACAGAUGACUGCCAAAGACGUCAUCGCCCGCUUUGAGUGUAACAACAGCUCUGAUCAGCAUCUGUACGAAGUCGGAGGAAACAUCUGUGAGCGGCGUCUCCGUCCAGACUGCGUACUGCUGAACGUCUACAGAGUGAAUCCUCACUGUGAUUGGCUGAUCAAACCCUGACACACACACAUGCACGCACGCACACAGCCUGUGUAAAGACUCUGAGCUGUCUCACCUGUGUGACAUCUGGUGUUAUCACCACAUGGGGACGCCAUGUUGUCACAUGAUCAGCUGAUCUUUGUACUUCCCGUGUUUUCUAUGUCUUACUCUCUGGAUCAUGUUAAAGUCACAGAGAACUGCAGGUGUUGGUGUGUCUCCCUCUGCUGGUCAGCGCCAGUUCCUGCAGCUUCGCUCAGUGUGACUUCAUCACCUGAAACCACGUCGUCAUCGUCAUUUAACCCUCUGAACCCUG